This is a messenger RNA of Ailuropoda melanoleuca (giant panda), 855 nucleotides long. RefSeq names its product keratin-associated protein 16-1-like. Gene Ontology annotation, cellular component: keratin filament. The record is from RefSeq and is a predicted model, not a curated record. NCBI's taxonomy places the organism in Eukaryota, Metazoa, Chordata, Mammalia, Carnivora, Ursidae.
AGCAGCUGUGCCCAACCUGUGUGCUGUGAAGCCACCAUCUGUGAGCCCUCCUGUGCUGUGAGCAACUGUGCCCAACCUGUGUGCUGUGAAGCCACCAUCUGUGAGCCUUCUUGCUCAGUGAGCAGUUGCUGCCAACCUGUGUGCUGUGAGGCCCCUUCCUGCCAGCCAGUUCUCUGUGUACCCACUGCCUGCCAGUCCAUCACGUGCAAACCCAGCUGCUGCCAGUCGGUCAUCUGUGAGCCCAGCUGCUGUUCUGCUGUCUGCACUGUGCCUACUUCCUGUCAACCAGUGGUCUGUGAGCCCACUUGCGGUCAGCCAGUCUGCCCCACACCUAGCUGCUGUCCAUCUGUCUGCUCUGUGGCUAAUAGCUGCCAGGCUGUCUGCUGUGACCCCAGUCCUUGUGAGCCAUCUUGCUCAGAGUCCAGCAACUGCCAGCCAGCUUCCUGUGUGGCUCUGGUCUGUGAGCCUGUCUGUCUUCGCCCUGUUUGCUGUAUUUCAAGCCCCUGUGAGCCACCUUGUGUCUCCAGCACUUGCCAAGAGCCGUCUUGUUGCAUCUCCAGCAUCUGCCAACCCAUCUGCUCUGAGCCCAGUCCCUGUUCAGCAAGUAUCUGUGUGCCUAGUCCAUGUCAGCCUACCUGCUAUGUAGUCAAGCGCUGCCGGUCCAGCUGCCGUGAGCCUGUUUCCUGCCCACCUACCUCGUGCCAACCACUCUGCGGUCGCCCGGGGUCUUCUGCAUCUGCCAUCUGCCAACCAACUUGCUCUCGGACUUUCUAUAUACCCAGCUCCUGCAAACAGCCCUGCACCCCUUCGGUUUCUUACCGCCCAAUCUGUCGUCCAAUCUUCUCUGGACCCAUC